AUGCGUUUCUCAAAGCACGUCCUCCCUCUUGCUAUGCUCCUCACCGGAGUCAUCGCUGCAAAGGAAGAGGAGUCUACCACCGCUGCUGAGAAGGCCAAGGCCACCGAUGACAAGCCUUCCGAGACCACCACCGAUGAGUCCAACACUGCAGACGCGACAGAUGAGGCCACUGCCACCGCCACUGCCACUGGAAAGAACGGCAAGGACCCCAAGAGCGACAAAUCCGAGACUGACACCGAGUCCAACACAAGAGAGAAACAGGCCGCUUCCAAGACGGCGACCGAGAAGGGUAACGGACCUACAAUCACUUGGGAUCCUCCUGCUCCCAAGACUACCGUUCCUGAUAUCAAUGCCGGCGCUCCUUCGCCUAUGACUCCUGGUGUUGUAGUUCUAUCACUGGUUCUUGGUAUUACAUCUAUCGGCAUGGCACUCCUAUAA
Fusarium coffeatum is the source of this 438-nucleotide messenger RNA. RefSeq lists its product as uncharacterized. The record is from RefSeq and is a predicted model, not a curated record. The coding region runs from base 1 to 438 and encodes 145 amino acids. NCBI's taxonomy places the organism in Eukaryota, Fungi, Ascomycota, Sordariomycetes, Hypocreales, Nectriaceae. The transcript has a single exon.